AUCCUCACGUCAGGGGAGAUGAGAGGGCUUCUAAAUCGCGUCACUGUUUUACUCGUUCUGGUUUCGUUCGGGCACUCGGUGAAGCUGCGGCAGGAAUGCGACAUCGGACUACAGGUGGGAUUCCCGAGUGAGGCCAACGGGCAGCCGUGGGUGUCUUGCUCACAGGUCGACUGCUCGGUCACCACUAAGAACACUUGGUUCAUUGGAGCGCUGUACAAGCGCGUGGACUGCCUGGAAGCAGAUGGUAAAAUGGUGAAGGUUGAAUAUCAGAGGCAAGGGGGACUAUCAUGCUCUCUCGUUCCCAUCCGAACAAACGAGCAGCUCCUCGCAGAGUACUUGGACCCGAGCAACGCCUCCUGUGGCCAGCUCCCGUCGGCCUCUGGCGCCCGCCUCUAGCUCCCUGAACUUCGGGACAAGAACUCGAAAUUGGAUUUUGUCAUGUACGAAUAGUUAUUGUUAAUUCAACAUACGAGUUU
Molecule: messenger RNA, 476 nt
Organism: Penaeus monodon (black tiger shrimp)
Lineage: Eukaryota; Metazoa; Arthropoda; Malacostraca; Decapoda; Penaeidae
Exons: 4
Coding region: 19-396 (125 amino acids)
Source: RefSeq, a predicted model, not a curated record